AUGGGUGAAAACAAAGGAGAAACAACAAAGAAACAAAAACAACAAAAAUCAUCAUCUUCUCCGAAAGACGCACUUGAGGAAUCGACAGAACUAAUACCUCAUCAUCAUCAACAGCCACCUUCUGCUGUAGUUAGGGAAGCUCCUUUCAUCUCUCCCCCUCUUUUUGUCCCAAUUGGUGCAACGUCUUCCUCUCCUUUUGAGCAGCAAUUUGAAACAAUAAACCCCAAGAGACCAAGAUACACUAGCGCACAAUGGAAGCUAUUACCUUCACCAUCUCAUCAUCAACAACAGCAGCAACAACAACCAACACAAGCUCAAAUGGCCACUGUUGUCUCAACCGAUUCAACCCCAUCACCAACCAUAAACCCUACCCAACAAAAGCAACCUCACAAAGCAACAGCAACAGCAGCAGCUUCCUCUUCUGACACGAACUCAUCCCCUUUACAGUCACCUGUCCCUUCACUUUCUGCAGCUUCCGCUCAAGAAACAAGCAAACCGGAAGGAGAACAAUAUCAACAUCAAUUUAGAAAAGGAAAAUAUGUAAGCCCAGUUUGGAAGCCCAAUGAGAUGUUAUGGUUAGCCAGGGCUUGGAGGAUCCAAUACCAAGGUGGGUCUGAUUUUCCUUUAAGAACUGAUCAGCAUCCAGAAACCACUACGGGUCAAGUCGCUAGUGGUGAUGCAGUCGUUGCAGUGCAAUCAACAAGAGGGAAAACUAGAGCUGAUAAAGAUAGAGAAGUAGCAGAUUUUUUGAAUCGACAUGGUGUUAAUAGAGAUGCAAAAACUGCAGGUACUAAAUGGGAUAACAUGCUGGGGGAGUUUAGGAAGGUUUAUGAAUGGGAAAGAGGUGGUGAGAGAGAAAAAAUGGGGAAGAGUUAUUUUAGACUUUCACCCUUUGAGAGAAAGGUACAUAGAUUGCCUGCUUCGUUUGAUGAAGAAGUUUUUGAUGAAUUAUCACAAUUUAUGGGUCCUAGAAUGAGAACUUCGCAAAGCAGAGGACCUUCAGUUAUUGGUUCUGGCGAUGAUAGCACUAGGGAAACUUCUCUUGCUGUUGCAAGACCUCUCCCUCCACCCCCUCCUUUCAAAGAGGUUGAUCUCUCACUCACAGCAAGGACAAAACAAUUGGUUAUGACAAGUGGAGGUGAAGCUUACUUCCAUGGUACUAGAAGUUUACUAGGGUUUGAUACUUCCAUGGAUGUUGCAGCAGGUUCUUCUUCAUCUUCAAAGGAACUACGUAGAAUUGGUAAAAUAAGAAUGACAUGGGAAGAAUCAGUGAGUUUGUGGGGUGAAGAAGGAGAGCAACAUAGAGGGAGGGUUAAGCUUCAAGGAUCAAGCUUUUUGAAUGCAGAUGAACUUACUUUCUUCGAUGAUUCUAUGAUUGCUUGCACCAUGGAAGCAUUUGAAGAUGGUGCUCUUAAAGGUUUUUCAGUUGACAAGUUUGUUUCUGGACAACAAGUUAAAGUCUUUGGCAGAAGAAAGUCUUCUCCUUCAGCUUCUGUUACUUCUUCUGGUUUCAUUGAAAGAGUUCAGCUUCCAUUAACCGAACCCUCAAUAAGAUUACCUCCAUGGGAAUUUCAAGAUCCAACUGAAUACUAUGUGGGGUGUCUUAGAGUUCCACCAACAACACUUCCAAGUUUGUUUGAGCUUUCAUGGUAUUUACAAGAGCCACCACCAGAAGAACUAAGAUUCCCACUUCGAAAAGAUGUGUACAGGGACCUACCCCAAGCCAAAGAACUCUUCUUCGCAACUUCUAAUGAUCUCUUAGAUUGUAGAGGUAUUACUUCUGAUAUUUUAAGCCCAAUUAUCAGAACUAACCCUAGUAUAAGUGGAGCAACUGCCUCGAGUAGAGACUCUUUCAUUGGCCUUUGGGAUGAUUGCAUCAAUAGGAUUGUGUCCAAAUUUUGUUCUGUCCAAGUUACUAUUGUUAGAAAACAACCCUCUUCGCCAAUGGUCGAUACAUUACAAGAUCAAUGGCCAAAUGUGACUGGGUUUGUUAGAAACUUUUGUUUGUGGAGAGGAGAAGAAACUGACCGAUUAAGGGAAGGUCAAGUUGAUCCCUCAUCAUCUGUAGUGGAGAAGCUUUUGUGGACUUAUUUGGACCUCCCCUACAUCCUAGGCUACUAUGCUGUUGGCUACUUGGUAACAUUUUGUGCAUUAUGUAGAUCACAAGAUCGCAUUAUUCGUACUGAUCUUUACUCAUUAGACCUAUCAUCACCAGUCGAAAGGCUAAAGGCCCUAGUCCCAUGUUAUAGAGUUGCUGGAUUAUUGCCAUUACUAGCUGAUCGUUGUUUCAACAACUUCAACCUUGGUGGUACUUACAAGCAAUUAACCUUCAGUGAUUUUGAAAGAGUAGACAUGGGUAAUGGAAACAUCAUGGAAAUGACACCAAAUACAGUGACAAGAUUCUUCUCUAGCAAAAGAAAAUGGGCAGCAGUGAAAGAAAUAUACGAUUAUUUUGAUCAUAGAAUCCCACAUGCAGAAUUCAUCUACAAAUCAUCAGAAACAGAUUUGGCUUUGGUUUUUAAGCCUCGAGGGGUUAAAUUUAAGCCAAACAACUGUGAACAACUCGUAGAGGCACUAAAAUACGUGACACAAGCUUUGGUAGCACUCCAUGACCUAUCUUUCAUGCAUAGAGACCUGAGUUGGGACAAGGUAAUGAGAAGAAGCGACAGGGAGAACGAAUGGUUCGUUUCUGGGUUCGACGAGGCUGUCGGUGCACCGCAACUCUACCCGGCACACGGCAUCGUGGAGGCGCGUGGGAGACAGGCACCAGAGAUGGGAAGAGGAAUGCAUGGGGUGAAAGUGGAUGUGUGGGGUGUUGGUCAUUUGUUGAAGACUUGUGGUUUAGGUCCAAAUGGGGUGCCAAAAAUGCUUAGAGAAUUGCAAAAUAGGUGCCUAGACCAGAACCCAGAGCACAGACCUACCGCCGCCGAUUGCUAUCACCACUUGCUGCAGGUUCAGUCAUCUCUGCAGCCAUCUUCUUCUGGCGGUCCAUUUUGA
This is a messenger RNA of Dovyalis caffra, 2997 nucleotides long. The record is from the annotation of a GenBank genome assembly. NCBI's taxonomy places the organism in Eukaryota, Viridiplantae, Streptophyta, Magnoliopsida, Malpighiales, Salicaceae.